CGUCCCCAGAUGGUGAAGGAGAAGAUCGAGGGCUGUCACGUGUGUACACUUGUGACCCCUGGGGAACCCCAGGUGUUGCUGGGUAAAGACAAGGCCUUCACGUACGACUUUGUGUUCGACAUCGACUCGGCACAGAAACAGAUCUAUGCUGCUUGCGUCCACAAACUCAUCGAGGGCUGCUUCGAUGGAUAUAACGCUACUGUGUUCGCCUACGGACAGACGGGCUCAGGGAAGACGUACACCAUGGGGACGGGGUUUGAUGUGAAUGUGCAGGAGGAGGAGCAGGGCAUUAUUCCACGGGCUGUUCACCAUCUGUUCCUGGGCAUCCAGGAGAGGAAGACACAGGCCCGGCAGCAGGGCACACACCCUCCUGAGUUUAAAGUCAGUGCACAGUUCCUGGAGCUGUAUAACGAGGAGAUCCUAGAUCUGUUUGACGGAGCCAGAGACCCAGACUGUAAGAACAGGAAGUCUAAUAUUAAGAUCCACGAGGACGGCAGCGGCUCCAUCUACACCAGCGGAGUCACCUCACGACUCGUCAACUCUGAGAAAGAGCUGUUAGAAUGUCUGAAGCUGGGAGCGCUGUCCCGCACCACGGCCAGUACACACAUGAAUGCAUUCAGUUCCAGGUCUCACGCCAUCUUCACCAUCAACCUCUGUCAGAUGAGAGUCUGCCAACAAACUGAGCUGAACGGAGUAGGAGGAGGAGAUGGAGGGUCUAUAGCCAAGCCUGAAUACGAGACUCUGAUGGCCAAGUUUCACUUUGUGGACUUGGCUGGAUCAGAGAGACUGAAACGCACCGGAGCGACAGGAGAGAGGGCACGAGAAGGCAUAUCCAUCAACUGUGGACUGCUGGCCUUGGGGAAUGUGAUCAGUGCUCUGGGGGACCAGGCUAAGAAAGGAGGCCAUGUUCCAUACAGAGACUCUAAACUGACACGUCUUCUACAGGACUCACUGGGAGGAAACAGUCGUACGGUGAUGAUAGCGUGUGUGAGUCCAUCUGACCGGGACUUCAUGGAGACCCUGAACACACUGAAGUAUGCUAAUAGAGCCAGGAACAUCAAGAACAAGGUGAUGGUGAACCAGGACAAGACCAGUCAGCAGAUAUCUGCUCUCAGGGCUGAGAUCGCCAGGCUACAGAUGGAACUGAUGGAGUAUAAAGGGGGUCAGCGUGUGAUGGGUGAGGACUGCGUGGAGGGCUUCAGUGAUCUGUUCCAGGAAAACUCUAUGUUACAGAGAGAGAACGACACGCAACGCAUGAGAGUCAAAGCUAUGCAGGAGACCAUCGACCACCUCAACACACGCGUCACCACGCUCCUCGCCAACGACGUCAGCACGCUCCUCGCCAAGUCAGGUGAGGGCAACGAGGAGAUUGGUGCUCUGAUCCAGAACUACAUCAGAGAGGUUGAGGAGCUCAGAUCCAAGCUCCUGGAGAGCGAGGCGAUGAACGAGUGUCUUCGUCGCAGUGUGACCCGUCUCUCUUCCCGCUCGCCGUUCCCUUCCUCCUCCCAUAGCUCCACCCUCGGGCCACACCCUUUAGGCUCCUCUCCCCAUUCCCUGUCAAUGGAGGCGGAGAUGACGGACGUAAUUCGCCGAGCCAAGAUGGACAUUGAGAGCCUGAAGAAGAAGGAGAGGAGACAGAGGAGGAUGAGCCCAGAGAAGGAGAAGGGGUUGAAGAAACAAGUGAAGCUUCCCUCUCAUAAUGGACAGGACGGACCGGACGGACAGAUGGACUCUAAAGAGAACUACACAGAGGACGGGAUGUCCCCUCUGCAGGAGGAGGAGAGUGGGUGUGAUGAGGAGGAGGAGGAGGAGGAGAGGGAUGAAGAUGAGUUUGACAGUGAUGAGAGUCUGGUGGACUCAGACUCUGAUGAGAAAGCUAACUUCCAGGCGGAUCUGGCCGACCUGACGUGUGAGAUUGAGAUCAAGCAGAAGUUAAUCGAUGAGCUGGAGAACAGUCAGAAGAGACUGCUGCAGCUCAAACUACAGUAUGAAGAGAAACUCGUCCUGCUGCAGAACAAAAUACGAGACACACAGCUGGAGAGAGACAGAGUACUACACAACCUCAUGUCCAUGGAGAACUACACGGAGGAGAAGGCUAGCAGGAUCAAGUCAGAUUAUGAGAAGAGGCUAAAGGAGAUGAACAGAGACCUGAUGAAGCUACAGGCGGCUCAGAAGGAACACGCUAGGCUACUGAAGAACCAGGGACGCUAUGAACGAGAGCUGAAGAAACUACAGCAGGAGGUCAACGAUAUGAAGAAAGCCAAGGUGGCGCUGAUGAAGCAGAUGAAGGAGGAGCAGCUGAGAAGGAGGAUGGUGGAAGCCAAGAGGAACAGAGAGAUCGCUCAGCUCAAGAAGGAGCAGCGACGACAGGAGUACCAGAUUAGGUCAUUGGAGAGUCAGAAGUGUCAGCAGGAGCUUGUCUUACGUAGAAAGAGUCAGGAAGUGACAGCGUUACGACGGCUGGCUAAACCCCUGUCUGGACGCAUGGCUCGACGGUUACAGCCCCUAGACUCUGGAGCAGAACUGUCUCCCAGCACCACCUCCUCUGAACUAGAGACCACUCCAACCAAUGUGUCCAACAUAGUGAGACAGUGGAACACCAAGAUGAACGGCUACCUGGGACAGAGCGAAGGGGUGACCACCAACGGGACACGGGUUGCUAUUGUCAGAUUCAAUAAAAGGGGUCUGAGGGGUAGUACCAGUUUCACCAAGGCAGCCCGUCAGAAGUGGCAAACACUGGAGAGGAGGAUCCUGGACAUCGUCAUGCAGAGGAUGACCAUCACCAACGUAGAGGCCGACAUGGACCGACUCAUCAAGAAGCGUGAGGAGCUGUCCUUGCAGCAGGAGGCACUGUUGCGUAAGAGGGAGGUGCUAAUGGCGGAGGGGGAGGGGCCUGACACAGAGGACCGCCUUGUCCAGGAAAUGAACGAGGACAUUGAGGUUUUGAACGCAAAUAUUGACUAUAUCAACGACAGCCUAUCAGACUGCCAAGCUACCUUCAUACAGAUAGAGGAAACCAAGGAGGAGCUGGACUCAGUGGACACCUCAGUGGUCAUCAGUUCCUGCUCUCUGGCCGAGGCCCGGCACCUGCUGGACCACUUCCUCAAGGCCUCCAUUGACAAGGGGUUACAGGUGGCUCAGAAGGAGUCUCAGAUCCGUCUGUUGGAGGGUCAGCUGAGACAGACAGAUGUGAUUGGCUCUGCCCACAACCACAUCAUCCUGGAUGCGCUGAGAGAGAAAGCUGAGUUUAUCCCUGAGCUGCAGGCACUCAUCCACAACGUGCAGCAGGAGAAUGGUUAUGUCAGCACUGAUGAGGAGCCGUCAGAAUUUAGCCAGGCCUUGGAUGGCAGUGUGUUUCAGAUGAAGUUUUCAGCCAGUCAGGAUGACUUCAAGAGGACGACGGAGCCUCGUCUGUCAGCCCAGAUGAAGGCGGUAUCAGCAGAGUACCUGUGUCCCGUGUUAGACCCCUCUACUAAGAACAUCACUAAGUCCCUGGCCUCCCUGACAGACAUCCAGGAGAACGGGACCAGUAUGAGCCUCACCCUCCCUAUCUUCAGAGACCGGAUGUCCAGGACCAUCAACCUGCCCGUCAGGGGGCACACCUUUCCCAGACAGUCUCGCGGUGGUGACACCUCCCCUCUAACAAGAAGGAAGUCUUAUGACCGAGGCCAGUCUUCCAGAAAUGCUGAUGGGUUCACUCCCCCCUCCUCCCCCCCUCUUAGAACCCGUAACGACCGCAAUGUCUUCUCAAGGCUCACCAGCAACCAGAGUCAGGGCUCUGCACUGGACAAGUCAGAUGACAGCGACUCCACUCACUCUGAGGUUCUCAGGGGUGUGAUCAGUCCCACGGGGGGUGUGAAGGGAGGGCGGACUGCGCCCCUCCAGUGUUCUGCCGUGGCAGAGGGACACUCUAAACCUGUCCUCUGUGUGGACGCUACAGAUGAACUGCUCUUUACGGGAUCUAAGGACCGGACGUGUAAGAUGUGGAACCUGGUGACGGGACAGGAGAUCGUCACGUUGAAAGGCCAUCCCAACAAUGUGGUGUCAGUCAAAUACUGUUCCUCCUCCUGCCUCGUCUUCUCAGUCUCCACCUCAUACAUCAAGGUCUGGGACAUACGAGACUCCGCCAAGUGUGUCCGCACCCUCACGUCUUCAGGCCAGGUGAUAUCGGGGGAUGCGUGUGCUGGUACCACGACCCGUACCAUCACGGUGGCACAGGGUGAAUACCAGAUGAACCAGAUCGCCCUCAACCCCUCUGGCUCUGUCCUCUAUGCUGCCGCUGGCAACACCGUACGCACCUGGGACCUCAACCGGAUGACGGCGUUAGGGAAGCUGACAGGUCACAUAUGUUCAGUGAUGUGUCUGACUGUAGGUCAGUCUGUCCAGGGCAGAGACCAGGUGGUCACCGGCUCCAAGGACCACUACGUCAAGGUAUUUGAUGUGGCAGAGGGCAUGCUGGGUAACAUAGGCCCAUCCCAUAACUUUGAGCCUCCUCACUACGACGGGAUCGAGUGUCUGGCCAUCCAGGGGGACGUGCUGUUCAGCGCGUCACGAGACAACGGCAUCAAGAAGUGGGACCUGGAGCAACAAGAACUCACACAGCAAAUCCCCAACGCCCAUAAGGACUGGGUGUGUGCACUGGCCUAUGUUCCAGGUCGGCCCAUGCUGCUGAGUGCAUGUCGGGGGGGCAUGCUGAAGGUGUGGAACGUUGACAACUUCACACCCAUAGGAGAGGUCAGGGGUCACGAGAGCCCUAUCAACGCCAUCUGCACCAACUCACGACACAUCUUCACCGCUUCCAGUGACUGCAGGGUGAAGUUAUGGAGCUAUGUCCCGGGUUUGACCCCCUGUCUACCUCGACGGGUUCUGGCCAUCAAGGGUCGCGCUACCAGCCUCCCGUGA
Messenger RNA from Salvelinus namaycush (lake trout), 4902 nucleotides. Its product is annotated as kinesin-like protein KIF21B. The coding region runs from base 10 to 4902 and encodes 1630 amino acids. The transcript has 35 exons. Gene Ontology annotation, molecular function: ATP binding; microtubule motor activity; microtubule binding. Lineage: Eukaryota; Metazoa; Chordata; Actinopteri; Salmoniformes; Salmonidae. The record is from RefSeq and is a predicted model, not a curated record. Gene Ontology annotation, biological process: mitotic spindle organization; microtubule-based movement.